GGGUUCAAGCCCCAACACAUUUUUUUUUUAAUUAUCUCAGUAGUCAGUUGUAAACUGUUCGCACGAUUUAAGAUACUAAAAUCUUCUUUCUUUUGUAGCACGAUUUAAGAUAGUACUAUCUUUGUAGUCACGGACACGAUAAAUAAGCGCUGGAUUUUAAACACUACUAUUGUAACAAUUUAUUGGUUCUCAACAUUGUACCGUUACGUUGGCCGUUACGUACUUACGUGUUUAAAACUUUAAAAUGGUAUUCACAGUGAUUUGACAAAUGAGUGAAUGACAAGACGUACAACCACCUGAACCGAUAUCGAAAGAAUUACAAACUUUUCUCACAACAAUAUUAUUAUUUAUAUAAGUGAAAUUGUUGCUGAACAGUGAACCUUAAUCAACAAUUAUUGAAGAAUCCAUAUAAAUAACUGUAGUACGUUAAAAUGCUCCAAAGCAUAAAUAAUCACAGAUCACAAGAGAAUUGUACUACUCCAAAAAAAAAUAAUGGGCAUUACCAAUCGAAAAAAAUAAAUUAUAAAGAUAUUUUAAAUGAUUUAAGUUUGCCAGAAGUAAAAAAAGCUGGCACAAUUUUGGAUGGUUGUAAAAUUUAUUUUAGUGGAUUUAAUUCAAGCGAAGAAGAAAAAUUAAAACGAAUAGUAAUCUCUACUGGUGGAAUUCGAUACACGGAGCUAAAUGAGUCUAUAACCCAUAUUUUAGUUGGUGAAUUUUCAGCAUCACUUGCAAAAUUAUUACACUCUAUUCAAGAAAAACCUCAUGUUGUGAAUUUUAAUUGGUUACUUGAAAGUAUAAAUUUGAAAUGUGCUGCUCCAGAAGAACAGUUUCUAGCAAUGGAUACAUCUCAUUCAUUUACACCAGAAUCUCCAUCUCCUCUUAGCAAAAAAGGAUUGUAUAUGAUGAAAAAUUCUACACUCUCUCAACCGAAAGUAGUAGAUAAACCUAAACUACAAACUUCAAAUGUAACCAGUAAUCCACCAAUGGAUAAUUUUAUCGAUCAAUAUUUGAAUGUUGAAAAUGCCAAUUUUAAUGAUACACUUAGUGAAAAAUCCUCUUGUACAACACAAGAUACAAUGUCCACUCAAGAUAGUAAACUUGGAUCUGUAUUAGGAGGGUUAACUAUUCUUCUCCAUGGUUUGGACGCUCAUCAAUUGCCAUCCAUAAAAAGUAAAAUAAUAUCAAUGGGUGGUGUGGCAGUUAAUACACGUAGUUAUCGAGGACAAAUUAAUUAUGUUGUUGUUCCUAUUGUAUUCAAUGAGAAAUCAUUAAGUAUUAAAGCCACCAUAGUUAGCUGUCUUUGGAUAGAAGACUGUUAUAAUAAUGUUGAACAAAUUCCUGUAGAAUAUUAUCAUAAACCUGUAAUUUUUAGUGGUUCUAUGCCUCUAAAAAACUGUGUAAUUAGCAUUACCAAUUAUACUGGAUCUGAACGAUAUUUCUUAAAAGAAGUUUCACUACUUCUUGGAGCGAAUUUUCAAGAUGCAUUGUCAAGAAAAUCAAAACCAGAAGAUAACAUUAUGAUAACAACUCAUCUCAUUUGUUCUACUCCAGAAGGACCCAAAUAUGAAGCCUCAGUUAAAUGGGGUGUACCGGUUGUAUCUAAAGAAUGGCUACUUAAAUGUAUUCCAUGCAAAUGCCGUUUACCAGAAGAUAAAUUUCCAAUUGUUUCCAACGCAAUACCGCUUAAAGACACUGAAGAUGGUAUUGAACCACCACUAAAAAAGAAAUGUUCAGUGGAAAUCAUGAUUCCUACCUCUCAAGUUUUAGGUUUACCUUCCAACAAAAAUGAUAUAGAAAUAGCGCUUUUGAAAUCAAGUUGUUCUACUCCAGUUGCUUCAAAUAGUUUCAUCGAAAAUUUAAAAACACCAGAAACUCCAUAUGGACAAAUACUUUAUUAUGAUCCUGUUACACCAGAAACAAAAAAGGAAUGGAAAAAAAGUAUAGAUGUUUUUCCAGAUGGUCUCGAUGAACAAUCACAACUUAAGUUAACGAACCAAAAUAGUACUGACACAAAUGAAAUAAGUUCAACAAAUGCUAAUUCAAAUGAUACAUUGAAAAGUCCAAGUUUAUCAUACCGUUCUCCAGGCGUGGCUAACAGCAGCUUGCAUAACACAUCUCAAAUAUCAAAAGCUCAAAAUAAUAAAUCUAAUACUGUAUCACCAAAUACUGAUACUAAGCUGCAAUCUUUAGAUAAACAAGAAUUUAGGAGAACAAUCAAACAACUCCAACAAAAUGUAUGUACAUCAAGAGAACCAGAAAUUCUUUUUUCCAGAACAGAGUCUGAAAGUCAAGAUGAUUAUGCAAGUAGGGAUUAGUUUUUUAAAUAAGUUUCUAUACAGUUAUUAGAGUAAAAAAUAAAAUUA
Molecule: messenger RNA, 2363 nt
Organism: Acyrthosiphon pisum (pea aphid)
Lineage: Eukaryota; Metazoa; Arthropoda; Insecta; Hemiptera; Aphididae
Product: DNA topoisomerase 2-binding protein 1-A
Exons: 14
Coding region: 432-2315 (627 amino acids)
Biological process (GO): mitotic G2 DNA damage checkpoint signaling; mitotic DNA replication checkpoint signaling; DNA replication initiation
Source: RefSeq, a predicted model, not a curated record